Striga asiatica is the source of this 477-nucleotide messenger RNA. Lineage: Eukaryota; Viridiplantae; Streptophyta; Magnoliopsida; Lamiales; Orobanchaceae. The record is from the annotation of a GenBank genome assembly.
AUGAAUACACCUCCAUCUCCAGUCGGCAAUUGCUGUGAGCUUCUCUCCGUGACCGGAAAAGGCUGCGACGAGCACGAGCAGUGUAGGAAGGAAGCCAAAUUACUUCUCGAGUUUCCUCGAGGCUGCAAGGCAUCUCCGACCGCCGGCGUAAUUUCCAGUGAUCCCGACGUCGCAAUCCGGCUACCGACACGCACAACCGACACCGACAAAAAGCAGCACCUGUCUAGCCGCCACCUCCGGAAGCUCACAGAUCGCCCGUCCGUGGUCGCACAACCGCUCGCCGCAGCUUUUGACGGCGCUGCCGUCAAUGUCUUGCAGCCUCUUCUCCACCUACGACGAAAGCAACACCAUCCGUCGAUAUCCAUGGUCAAUCUAGGAACACGCGGCGACGACAUGGUGGUCGGACAUGAAAGCUCCGGUAGCUCCUGCACGGCCAUGGCGGACACUGUUUUCCACCGGGGUUGUGGCGAAAACUAA